CAAUUACAAGCAGUAGGGUUGAGAAUGAUGAGCCUGAACAGUGAAAUAUUAGUAAAAUGAAAUAUUUUUGAGGGGAACCUCCUGAAAAAGUCCUUUGUUCUCUGUACCCCAGUUUGGGUGACACAAUAUCAGUUAAUUUGGUCAUGCUCUUUUGAAAAAUUCAGAUGUAGAGAUAUGUGUCAGUAAAUCAGUUCAGCUUAUAUAACUUGGGCUGCAAGUUUUCAUUAUUAAUUACUCUGUUUAAUUGUUGUUGUUGAUGUCGUUGGUUUUUAACAAAUUACAGAUAAAUUGUUGUCUAAAAAAGAGAUAGAAAAAAGUGAAAUAGAAUGACAUUUUCCUAGAGCCCAAGGUGACGUCGUCUUCAAAUGUCACGUUUUGUCUAGCCGACAGUCCAAAACCCAAAGUUUUACAACAAUAUAAAAAAGAGAAAAUCCUCACAUUUGAGAAGCUUUCAUGUGGAAAUUACUCAGGGUUAGGAUUACAUAAUCUGCAGCGAUACAGCAGAAAGUAUCACUUUGUACUGUAGGUCACCCUGAUAGUUUAAUGUCAUCACUGGGCUAUUGACAUAAAGUUGUUCCAUUUUUAGCAUCAUUUUGGCCCAGUCAGGCUCAGCCACCUACGCUGAUUCAUCCAAAAUCACCAGUCUGUUGCAAGCGGUGGACUCUAAAUGGUGUGAGUGGGAGGAGAGAUGAAGGGGACAGCAGAGGGGUCAGAGGGUAAAAGUGAAGGAAAGUCACUGAACUAGGCUUGUUCAAGUGACACUGGACUUUGAGAAUGACAAGUGCACAACCUGAACACAGGCAAGGAUAAAGGCAGAGGAGGAAAUUUAUACAAUAGUGAAUAAAAUCCACGGAAAUAAACCAAGAGAGGAGGAGGAGCUGUGCAGUGGAUUUGGAUCUUUAAAGAAUUUAUGUUUUGUCUAAAUGGAGGAGGAUCUCAGUGGGACACGUAAUGAUGUGUGCAGCGGUGCGGCAGAACUGGGUCACGAGGAAGUGGAGAGAAAAAGACACGAAGAGAAAGAGAGAGAAAACACUGACAGCUACCAAGUCCACAGGAUAGAGGAACUGUGCAUGUUCACGUUAUCCUGCAAAACCUCCAGCCACCAUUUUCAUCAGGGAGUUUCCACUGCAUGCCUCAAGCUCCUCUGUUUCUGCAUGUCCAUUCAUCACAAAGGGCUUCAAUUUAUAGCACACAUUUAACUUUUAUUUUUACACAACACUUAUUAAAAGAUUGAUAACCACGGUCUAAACAGUAUGACAUGCUCUGCAGAAAUAGCAAAUUCCUUUUUUCCCAUUAUAGAUUAAUAGAAAUCUACCAUGUCAUGUUCCUCCUUUCUUCACCUCGCCCUCCAGUCUUCCUCCCCACCCCUCCCCUCUCUCUCUCUCUUUCAUCCUCACCUCUUCACUCCUGUUGUACCGUUAGCAGCGACCUUGUCUGUCAGGCUCUCCUCUCAUUCUCCUUACCUCUUGUCUUUACUCUCCCCUCCCCUGCAGUGGCAGAAAUUGCAGACUUGACCGGCUGUGACAUCCUUUAAAAUGGAUGCCAUUGUACUGGCUCCAAGUAUUCAGCACAGCUCGCAUCAGGCGCUACUCUGAGGUGAUGACACUGCCGGACUCUUUCAUCCAGCGCCAGCAGCUGGACGCCAGCAUGGCUGACACUUUCCUGGAGCAUCUCUGUUUACUGGACAUCGACCAGGAGCCAAUCACAGCGCGCAACACCAGCAUAAUCUGCACCAUUGGUCCUGCCUCCCGAUCAAUCCCCAAACUCCAAGAGAUGGUCAAGGCAGGAAUGAAUAUUGCCCGUCUAAAUUUCUCUCACGGCUCACAUGAACACCACGGUGAAACCAUCAAAAACAUCCGAGAGGCAGUGGAGACGUUAACUUCUGACCCCUUGUAUUAUCGGCCGGUUGCCAUCGCCUUGGAUACGAAGGGUCCAGAGAUCCGCACCGGAUUAGUGAAAGGGGUUUCACACACAAAGAUGAUUUCCUCAAAACAACUAAAAGUAGAGGAGGAGGUGGAGCUGGAAAAGGGCAGUCAUGUCCGAGUGGUGACAGCAGAGAGUGAUAAAGACAAGACAGACGGGAACAUUAUCUGGGUGGACUAUCCCAGCCUGCCCAAAGUCAUCAAGAAGGGAGGCAAGAUCUACAUAGAUGACGGCCUCAUUGGACUCAAAGUACUAGAAACAGGCUCCGACUGGGUGGAUACGGUGGUAGAGGCUGGUGGGGUGCUGUGCAGUCGUAAAGGCGUUAACCUCCCUGGCUGCGACCUGAUCGGCCUGCAGGCGGUCAGCAAGCAAGACGAGGCUGACCUGAGGUUUGGGGUGGCCCAGGGCGUGGACAUGGUGUUCGCCAGCUUCAUCCGCUCUGCCCAGGAUGUCAAAGAUGUGCGGCGAGUUCUGGGGGCACCCGGACGAGAUAUCAAAGUGAUCAGCAAGGUGGAAAGCAGGCAAGGGGUUCAGAAUUUUGAGGAGAUCCUGGCUGAGAGUGACGGCGUGAUGGUUGCCAGGGGCGACCUCGGGAUUGAGAUCCCGGCGGAGAAAGUCUUCAUCGCCCAGAAGAUGAUGAUUGGACGUUGCAACUCUGCUGGCAAGCCUGUCAUCUGUGCCACACAGAUGCUGGAGAGCAUGGUGGCCCACACACGGCCAACCAGAGCGGAGAGCAGUGAUGUCGCCAACGCUGUGCUGGAUGGAGCCGAUUGUGUAAUGUUAUCUGGGGAGACCGCCAAGGGACUGUUUCCUGUGGAGGCAGUCGCAAUGAUGCACUCGAUCUGCAGGGAGGCAGAGGCAGCCAUUUUCCACCAACAGCUGUUUGAAGAGUUGCGUCGCCUCACUCCUCUCUCCUCUGACCCCACAGAGGUCACAGCCAUUGGAGCUGUAGAGUCCUCCUUCAAAUGCUGUGCUGGAGCCAUCAUUGUCCUCACCACCAGUGGCAAGGCAGCACAUCUCCUGUCUAGGUACCGCCCUCGAUGUCCUAUUAUUGCCAUCACCAGAAGCCCUCAGGUGGCCCGUCAGUCUCAGCUGUUAAGAGGAGUGUUUCCUGUCCUCUUCCACCCGCUGCCUGCUCCUGUCUGGGCUGAUGAUGUAGACAACAGGGUCAACUUUGGCAUGGAUAUAGGAAAAGCAAGAGGAUUCUUCAAGUCAGGCGACAUGGUGAUUGUUGUGACAGGCUGGAUCCCAGGGUCGGGUCACACUAACAUUAUGAGGGCAGUCACGGUCCCGUAACAACCCUACCUUACUUGACUGAGAGCCAGUGUUAAAGCCUCUUUAACGCAGAUAUAAUGUAUAAAUGUGAUGAAAACCUGAGAACCUUUAAUAAAAUCAAAACCACUGUCACUGAUAGAUUAACAAAAGCAUUUUUGACAGCAGCAUCAUUGUUAUUUAAACUCAAGGUUAUGGUAAGGAAACACUUGUAAUUGGUCUCACAAAUGUUGAAUUUGUGUUGAACAUGCCUUGAAAGCUGAAAUACUCCCUCCAAAUAAAACUUGAAUCAUUAACUUGAA
Messenger RNA from Micropterus salmoides (largemouth bass), 3497 nucleotides. RefSeq names its product pyruvate kinase L/R (gene pklr). Lineage: Eukaryota; Metazoa; Chordata; Actinopteri; Centrarchiformes; Centrarchidae. Bases 1540 to 3219 code for a protein of 559 amino acids. The transcript has 14 exons. Gene Ontology annotation, molecular function: potassium ion binding; pyruvate kinase activity; magnesium ion binding. The record is from RefSeq and is a predicted model, not a curated record. Gene Ontology annotation, cellular component: cytoplasm. Gene Ontology annotation, biological process: glycolytic process.